ACCCUGUGUUUGUGAUUGUGUUAGUGAAGCAGUUGGGGGAGUUUCUUUGGUUUGAAAGCCAAAAUUCCAAUAACUACCAACGUCUUCUUCUUGUAAGCUCCGCAAAACCCAAACUCAAAUCCAAAUGCAAAUGCAAAUGCAAACUCUCAUUCACCACUCUCAUUCCCAUUCCCUAUUCCUUCGCAACGCUCCUUCUUCUUCAUCUUCGCUCUCCGCCAUGUCUUCUUCUCUCGCUCUUCCUUCCACUCUCUUCUUCACCAAUGGAACUUCUCCAACCCUCCCUCGAUCUAGGGUUUCCAUGACCCUCUCCGCUCGAUCUCAAACUUCCGUUCACGACGCUCUCUUCGCCGAUUACAAAGCCUCCACUUCGUUUCUCUUCCCCGGUCAGGGUGCUCAAGCUGUUGGAAUGGGAAAAGAAGCUCAAAACGUGCCUGCUGCUGCCGUUUUGUUCAAAAAGGCUAAUGAGAUAUUGGGGUUUGAUCUUCUUGAUAUAUGCAUCAAUGGACCAAAAGAAAAGUUGGAUUCCACCGUUAUUAGCCAGCCUGCUAUUUAUGUCACAAGUCUUGCUGCUGUAGAGCUACUUCGUGCACGUGAGGGAGGUCAGCAGAUUAUUGACACUGUUGAGGUUACUUGUGGUUUAAGCCUGGGAGAAUAUACUGCUCUGGCAUUUGCUGGGGCUUUCAGCUUUGAAGAUGGGCUUAAGUUGGUCAAACUGAGGGGUGAGGCUAUGCAGGAUGCUGCUGAUGCUGCUAAAAGUGCUAUGGUUAGUGUGAUAGGACUGGACUCUGAGAAGGUCCAACAAUUGUGUGAUGCAGCCAAUCAGGAAGUUCCUGAGGCUGAGAAAGUUCAGAUUGCCAAUUACCUGUGUACAGGAAACUAUGCUGUAUCUGGAGGAUUAAAAGGAGUAGAAGUGCUGGAGUCCAAGGCAAAGUCUUUCAAGGCUCGAAUGACAGUGCGCCUAGCUGUUGCCGGUGCUUUCCACACUAGUUUUAUGGAACCAGCUGUGUCAAGAUUGGAAGCAGCAUUGGCAACAACAGAAAUCAGAACCCCAAGAAUACCAGUCAUCUCCAAUGUGGAUGCACAGCCACAUGCAGAUCCUGACACAAUAAAGAAGAUCUUGGCACGUCAGGUUACUUCACCUGUUCAAUGGGAAACAACUGUGAAGACUCUUCUUAACAGGGGUCUGAAGAAAGGCUAUGAAUUGGGACCCGGAAAGGUUAUUGCUGGAAUUGUGAAAAGAAUGGACAAAGGCGCUGAUAUUGAAAACAUUGGUGCUUAAGAAGGCUGUGGGACCUUGCUCCUUCUUCGGCUUCCAAUGAGCAAAAGCAAUAUUUAUUAUUUUAUUUCAUGGGAAAAUUUGCGCGGGCUAAAUCAAGAGAAUGCAUUCUCUUGAAGCUUUGUUAGCAAGGAGCAGCUAAAGUCAGAUUUGAAUCCCAGUUUUGAAGUUAAAUUAUAAUUCACGAAUUGACGCUAUGAACGAGUUAAAUAAGUGUUUGUACUCGGCGAUAGAAUUUUCAGAUUAGAAGAAACAAUACUUGCCAAACAAUAAUUAUAAUGUUUGUCAAUAAGAACAUUACGAAAUAAUUCUCACGU
Abrus precatorius (Indian licorice) is the source of this 1593-nucleotide messenger RNA. RefSeq names its product malonyl CoA-acyl carrier protein transacylase. The transcript has 10 exons. Bases 125 to 1279 code for a protein of 384 amino acids. The record is from RefSeq and is a predicted model, not a curated record. Gene Ontology annotation, molecular function: [acyl-carrier-protein] S-malonyltransferase activity. Lineage: Eukaryota; Viridiplantae; Streptophyta; Magnoliopsida; Fabales; Fabaceae.